Molecule: messenger RNA, 3798 nt
Organism: Macrosiphum euphorbiae (potato aphid)
Lineage: Eukaryota; Metazoa; Arthropoda; Insecta; Hemiptera; Aphididae
Source: the annotation of a GenBank genome assembly
AUGAGUGCAAACGAAAAGAGACACAGGACCCAACCCAGUGCAUCAAUGGAUUACGCGAAUAUUGCUGCUGAGAGCAGUAAAUCCAUUAACGAAGUGCAUCGGGAUACACACGAUCUAGACGAAGAGAUGGAACGUGUAUUUGCCGGCGUUUCCAGUGGAGCCGAUGCUAACCGAUUUGGUUUGUCCAGAUUUUCUAGCGAUCGGUCACCUCGGCCAGGGGAUAGGCGAUUUAGCGAAGACGAUUACACCGUUCAUCGAAAUAACAGCCGAUCGCUCGUUCACAUACCACUCAAGUCUAUCCCAAAAUCCAUAAGAAAACAAUCGACCACAUCAAUUAAAUCAAGAGAUCAAGAGACGGAAUUUAAGAGGACUGAUGAACAUAGAGAUGUAACAGAUUCUGACAGUGCAAUGAGUCCGCCAACCACAAGCCAACAGACAUCCAGCAACAGUGGUGCGUUACUUUCCGUGGCUGCUGGAGUUAGUCCAAACUUUGUGGACAUCGAAUCCGACGGUUCCAGGGCCGAAGAUGGACUUUUGAGUAGUGAAUGUGAUACUCCUAUGUACGAAAAACCAGAAUUCAGUCACUACUUCAGACAGGACUCCGUGGACAAACACGUUCAGUUUAACAUCGACGAGAAAAAUGAAGAAGCAGCUUACAAUCAACACAGAGAACUUGAUAAAAAUGCACAAGAAGGACCACAUCAAGAACCCAAGAAAAAGAAACGUAAACACAGACAUCAUCAUCGUCAUCAUAGCCGGCAUAGGAAUAAUGAACGAGAAAUUUUUAUACCAAAGGAUGAUUUACAAAUGGAUGAAAAUUUAGAUGAGUUCAUUCAAGACGAUUUAACAAGUCAUCGAUACGACUGCAAUAAAGAAAAAAGGAGAUUCAGCGGCAAAAACAAAAGUUCCUUUUUGGUUCCGUAUGCUGGAGAUAUAGAGGGGAAUUUAAUCGCAGGCUUGCCAAUAAAAGUGAUUAAGAAAUACGUAGAUCAUAGUCCUCAUGCGGUUUUUGUUCAACUAGACGAGUUAAAAGGUACCGGAGAAGAACGAGAAUGGAAAGAAACUGCUCGAUGGAUAAAGUACGAGGAAGAUGUGCAAGAGGGCACGGACAGAUGGGGACGUCCGCACGUGGCUUCUUUGAGUUUCCAUUCGCUAUUGAACGUGAGAAGGUCUUUGGAGUCAGGUGUAAUUUUACUGGACUUGGAAGAAAAAGACCUACCCGGUGUAAUAUAUCGGGUGGUCGAACAAAUGGCCGUCGAGGAACUGAUCAACCAAGAAGACAAAGCUGCGGUCAUGAGAUUGUUGUUACUUCGACAUAAACACGUUCAACAAGAUAGCGACAAGUUUAGUAGGUUUAUGAGACGAAACACAUCUAGCUACACAAGUCUUACGAAUCUUAAUGACGACGGAAAGUCAAAAAUGAAAAGUACUUUAUCAAGCCAUGAAAUGCAUUCAAGCCCUAAAUUUGGCGUCAUCAACAACAACAACAACAAUCGUUCUUUCCUAGACUUGGACAAAAAUCAUAUUAAUAUUGAUAUGAAAGAAGAGACUUAUACCUCGUCCACCGAAGACAUGGUAAAAAAAGCUCAAAAGGAAAGUAUUCUUAAACGAAUACCAAUUGGUGCUGAAGCCACUACGGUGUUAGUUGGUUCUGUGGAUUUUUUAAAAAAGAGGACCGCAGCUUUUGUACGUUUAGCUGAGGGUAUCUUGAUACCUUCAUUGACCGAAGUUACAAUACCAGUAAGAUUUAUGUUUAUACUUUUGGGUCCUCCUGAUCCAAAGGAUAUCGAUUAUCAUGAAGUUGGAAGAUCAAUGUCGACUUUAAUGUCAAAUUCUGAAUUUCAUUGUAAAGCGUACAAAGCGGCGGAACGUAAAGAACUGAUUAGUUUAUUAAAUGAGUUUCUCGAUAGCAGUAUUGUAUUGCCACCAUGCGAUUGGGAAAGAGAAGAAUUAUUAUCUUUACGGGAACUCAAAGAAAAAAGCGAACAAAUCAAGAGGCGAAAAACACGCGCAGCCUCACAAAAAGUGACGACCUUAACUUCAACUUCAAGUGAAAAGAGCGACGAUAGCAAAGAUGACCCUUUGAGACGUACAAAAAAACCUUGGGGAGGUUUAGUGAAGGACAUAAAACGCCGAUUACCGUACUACAAAUCCGACUUCAUUCAAGGGUUAAAUUUACAGUGUAUAGCAUCAGCAAUAUUUAUAUACUUUGCCGCUCUGUCAGCAGCAAUCACUUUUGGCGGUCUCAUGGCGGACAAAACGAAAAACUUCAUCGGGAUAUCAGAAACGCUAGUCGCCACAUCUGUGUCCGGUGUCGUCUUUUCGCUGUUUUCCGGACAGCCAUUAUUGAUAGUGGGAACUACUGGACCUUUGUUGCUCUUUGACGAAGCACUGUUCACCUUUUGUCGUAGCAACGACAUCGAAUUCUUACCUAUGAGAGUUUACAUUGGCAUAUGGUUGGUAAUCAUUGCUCUACUUGUUAGUUGCGUUGAAGGCAGUGUUCUAGUAAAAGUCUUCACAAGGUUUACUGAAGAAAUUUUUGCGUCCCUCAUAUCGUUAAUUUACAUAUGGGAAAGUCUAUCAAAAUGUUUUAACGUAUUUAUCAAACAUCCUCUGUUACCAUUGAAGGAGUAUUGUGAAGAAAACAAUUUAUCAGGCAGUGAAAAUUACAUUUCUCUCUCAAACUCUACUUCCUAUAAUUCUACAUCUAACGAUACAGAGUUGUUUAGACCAAUGGAUCACCAACCUAUGAUCACAAAGCAGCCGAAUACUGCGCUACUAUGCACUAUCUUAGCACUGGGAACAUUUUUCGUUGCCUAUUACCUUCGGCAUUUCAGAAAUAGCAAAUUUCUUGGAAGAAAUAUCCGUAGAGCGUUGGGUGAUUUUGGCGUACCCAUAGCCAUAAUAUCGAUGGUAGCCGCCGACUAUUUCAAUCCAACUACUUACACUGAAAAGCUCAAAGUUCCUGAAGGUUUAACGCCAUCAGAUCCGGCGGCACGUGGGUGGUUCAUAUCGCCCAGCGGGUUAAAGAGGCCCAUCGAACCCUGGGUACCCUUCGUUGCCAUCGUGCCGGCUAUAUUGGUCUAUAUUCUCAUGUUCAUGGAAACCCACAUCAGCGAGCUGAUUAUUGCUAAAAAAGAACGCAAACUUCAGAAGGGCAGCGGCUUUCACUUGGAUAUCGUUCUAGUAAAUUUCAUCAAUCUGAUGUGUGGAGUGAUUGGCGCCCCAUGGAUGAGCGCCGCGACCGUCAGGUCCGUAGCACACGUAUCAUCGCUAACAGUGAUGAGCCGAACUCACGCUCCCGGUCAAAAGCCUCAUAUUAUUGAAGUAAAAGAGCAAAGAGUCAGCUCUCUAUUAGUGUCCAUAAUGGUUGGUUGUUCAGUGGUCAUGUCUCCUUUACUGCGAUUGAUACCAAUGGCUGUACUUUUUGGAGUCUUUCUGUACAUGGGAAUAUCGUCUAUCGACGGUAUACAAUUUUUCGAACGUCUCAAAUUGGUUUUCAUGCCAGUGAAACAUCAUUCAGAAGCCCCAUACGUUCGCCAUGUACAAACAUACAAAAUGCAUCUAUUCACUGGAAUUCAACUUGUAUGUUUGUGUAUUUUGUGGAGCGUUAAGUCGUCAUCAUUUUCUUUGUUGUUUCCGUUUUUCUUAAUCAUGAUGAUACCGGUGCGAUCUCAACUAUGUGAUAAAAUAUUUACUACAAAAGAAUUACGAGCACUGGACAGCAAUGAGCCGAUCAACAUGAAUAAUGACGAAGAUGAGCCCGACUUCUAUGCUGAAUCUCGACUACCGGGAUAA